Centruroides sculpturatus (bark scorpion) is the source of this 1249-nucleotide messenger RNA. Its product is annotated as retinoid-inducible serine carboxypeptidase-like. The transcript has 11 exons. The record is from RefSeq and is a predicted model, not a curated record. Lineage: Eukaryota; Metazoa; Arthropoda; Arachnida; Scorpiones; Buthidae. Gene Ontology annotation, biological process: proteolysis. Bases 48 to 1130 code for a protein of 360 amino acids. Gene Ontology annotation, molecular function: serine-type carboxypeptidase activity.
UUUUGAAGGGAGGACCUGGAGCAUCAUCAACUGGAUAUGGAAAUUUUAUGGAAAUUGGUCCACUUAAAGUAGAUUUAACUCCAAGAAAUACAACUUGGACAAAAAAAGCCAAUUUGCUCUUCAUAGACAAUCCUGUUGGAACAGGAUUCAGCUAUGUUACAAAUAAGAGCGCACUGUGUACAAAUAACACUCAGAUUGCCCAGGAUUUGUUAACUUUAAUGGCUGCAUUCUUUCGAAAAGUACCAGAAUUUCAGAAUGUACCAUUAUAUAUAUUUGCAGAAUCUUAUGGAGGAAAAAUGGCUGUUUCAUUUGGUAAAGCAUUGUACAAGAGUAUACAAUCUGGAAAAAUGAAAUGCAAAUUUAAAGGAGUUGCUUUGGGAGACAGUUUUAUUUCUCCAUUGGACACAGUAGCUACUUGGGGUCAAUAUCUUUAUGCAACUUCUCUUGUUGAUGAAAAUGGUUUAAAAUCAAUCAGUGAGGCAGCAAAAAAUGUUAAAGCAGCAAUUGAUAACCAGUCUUUCAGUGAUGCAACAAAUCUAUGGGCUGAAGCACAGGAUCUAAUAAACUCACUUACUAAUUCUGUAAAUUGGUAUAAUAUUUUGGCCAAUGAAGGACCUAAUACUUCCUCUGCUGUUAGUCUACCUAAAAAUCAUUCUCUUUAUUCAAUGUUUCAGCGCCAUGUUGGUUAUUUAUCAGACGAUGAACUAUAUAAACUAAUGAAUGAUGUAAUAAAGAAGUCAUUGCAUAUUAUUCCCAAGAAUGUAACCUGGGGAGGGCAGGCAGCGGAUGUAUUCACUGCUUUAACAGGGGACUUUAUGAGAUCAGUCACAGAAGAUGUGGAUUAUCUUCUGAAUAGAACUGAUCUCUCAGUGAAUGUUUAUAAUGCACAAUUAGAUUUAAUUGUUGACACUCUUGGAACACUUCAGUGGAUCCAUAAGCUGAAAUGGCCAGGAAUUUCAAGCUUUAAGCAGGCAGCUCGAAAAGCUUUUGUAUUUUCACCCAAUCGGACAGCUUUUUUUGUCAAGUCUUUCAAAAAUUUUCAUUUGUUUUGGAUAAUGAAAUCUGGACAUAUGGUUCCUAAAGAUGCUGGCUUAACAGCUUUAAAAAUGUUAGAUAUGAUUUUACAAUGAUUGUUUAUAUAAAAUUACAUCAUACUAAUGAUUCAAAAUAUAUAAAUAGCUAAAUAAACUGUAAAAUCAUAAAUAGUAAUAAAAUUGAACUUCUCUUUGGGAGUCAUAAUAUUAAUGUA